Molecule: messenger RNA, 545 nt
Organism: Trachymyrmex septentrionalis
Lineage: Eukaryota; Metazoa; Arthropoda; Insecta; Hymenoptera; Formicidae
Product: ejaculatory bulb-specific protein 3-like
Exons: 2
Coding region: 45-416 (123 amino acids)
Source: RefSeq, a predicted model, not a curated record
UUUGAGCAAUUGUUCAGUUAAAAGUUAGUGCAAAAAUAGGAGAAAUGAUUCGAUUAAGCUACAUUGUGCUCAUCGGUAUUGCACUGGUGUGCGUUCUGGCGGAAGAAUUUUACUCCGAUCAGUACGACAAUGUUGAUAUCUCACGUAUCCUUCAAAAUGACAAAUUGCGAGAAGAAUAUUACAAUUGUUACAUGGAAACGGGCCCAUGCCCGACAGAAGACGCGAAAUACUUUCAAGAGGUUCAGAGCGAAGUUAUGCAAACUAAUUGUAAAAAAUGUAAUGAAAGACAAAAAGAAAUGUAUGCUGAGACGACGAAGUGGUAUACACAAAAUCAACCUGAAAAAUGGGAAGCUCUUAUGGCAAAAUCUGUUGAGGAUAUGAAAAAGAAGAAUGCUGCUUUAAAAUUGCUGAAAUAAGAAGAGCACAGAAAGAAAUGUUAAUCAUACAAAGUUAUUGAAUGUUUGAUAUUUAGAAACAUCUCUUUAGACAACAUAGAAAUUUCAAGGUGUUAUAAUUAUUAGUGUAAUCCAUGCUUCUAUUGUAGU